AUGUGGUUAUUCUUAAUAUUCACAUUUAUUACCACCUUUUACAAAAAUGUAACACCUUUGUCGGUAUUCGUAAAGAUUUCAUGGCGAGAUCAAGUUGAAAAUGUUGGGGAUCAUUAUCCCCAUCUGUCCGAUAGAGAGACAGGACGAUUCAAUUUACAAUUGACUAGCAACACUUCGGGGUUUACAAUGGAUGCUGUGACAGAUACAUAUGACACUCAUCACUUCAUACAAGCUGAAAAUGAAGGUGAAGAGUUGAAUGGCAACUAUGAACUUCAUAUCUCAAUCAAUGGGCUUAGUGUGGGUUAUUAUUAAUUAUCUUAAUCUUUAUUAGGUGAUUGUAACUAAGCUAAAAUUUGAAUUGAAGAGGAUGGAAAUAAGAAUUCGGGUUUCAGGAACUGGGGUCUUUAAUGAUGGAGUGGAGGGUGGUCUUUAAUGUUUUAAUGUUUGAUCUUUAAGGUUGUACUAUUAAAGGGAGAGAAAGAGAGAGAUUGCGUCGGUGGAGAGAGGGAAUGUCAUUAACGUGGAGAUAGAGGGGGCCUUUAAUGUUAAAGGAGAGGUUAAAUGAAAGGGAAUGCGUUAAGAGAGAGGGAUCCCUUAAUGUUAAAGGAGAGGUUAAAUGAGAGGGAAUGCGUUAAGAGAGAGGGAUCCCUUAAUGUUAAAAGGUAGGUGAUCUCAUUGAUGGUAAAGAGUUGGGGAGAGGGGGAGGGAGUCAUGAACGUGGAAAGAUGUUACUUAAUGUUAAAGAGGAUGGAUUGUCAGUGACUGUGGAGAGAGAGAGAGAGGCUUUAAAUUUAGAGAGGAGAGGAUGUA
Molecule: messenger RNA, 810 nt
Organism: Meloidogyne enterolobii
Lineage: Eukaryota; Metazoa; Nematoda; Chromadorea; Rhabditida; Meloidogynidae
Source: the annotation of a GenBank genome assembly